Messenger RNA from Apis cerana (Asiatic honeybee), 16042 nucleotides. It is a transcript of the gene C15, whose product is annotated as homeobox protein C15. Lineage: Eukaryota; Metazoa; Arthropoda; Insecta; Hymenoptera; Apidae. Gene Ontology annotation, molecular function: DNA-binding transcription factor activity, RNA polymerase II-specific; RNA polymerase II cis-regulatory region sequence-specific DNA binding. Gene Ontology annotation, cellular component: nucleus. The record is from RefSeq and is a predicted model, not a curated record. Gene Ontology annotation, biological process: animal organ development; regulation of transcription by RNA polymerase II.
GUUCAUUAGAGAGCCGAGAUAAUAGCUCGAUAAGUUUCCUUCCUCCUGGGAGGGGGGGUUUAUAUCUCGCGAUGAUCGAUGGCGCUUCUUCGGUGAUCUGUUUAAUAACCUAUGACGAUGAUGUUAAAAAUUAUCGAUAAAGUAUAACGUAGGUGGUAACUUAUCGGUGGAUAAAUUAUCGAUCGAGUCGCGUGCUCUUGGAAAAGUGAAAUCGCGCAACAAUCGGUCAGAUGUUGAUCGAAAGAAAGGGAAAAAAGAAAGGAAAAAAAUUCAAUUGCAUUACCGAACACGAUAACGUUUUAUUUCUCCGGUCUCAACCGCAUUGCCGAAUAUAUAUAUAUAUAUAUAUAUCGUUGAUUUAAAAUCGAUGGUGAAUAAUGGAAAAACGGGCGAAAAGCAAUCUGCCCGGGGCAAUCGGUUUUUCGGCUAAAUUUCAUUCCGCUGGAAACUUUAUGUCAGCGCCGCUUAUUGCAACUUGUGAAUAUUUAAACGUCCCUCCGCCACGAUCACCGUUUCUCAUCGCUUUUGCACGGUUCUUCGGCCCUUGCCGAAUUAUUUCCCCGCGAGCUUAAUUAUUCCAACUUGUGAUCAGGCGAAAUCACUUCGUCCCGUGGCCACGGGUCCUCCCUCCGGAUCCAGCUUUUACACGUUCGCUGGUAAUUUCGUAGAGUCGAAUCCUCGUAUCCUUAAAAAUACACACACACACACAUAUAUAUAUAUAUAUACGAAUCUUUCUCUUUAAUUUCUUCGAUGGCACUUGGAACGGGUCGCGAUUCGAAAUUUUCGGUCGGUAAGCGUAGAUUAAAAUUGAUACCUGAGCGCAUAAUCGGAUACAAGUUUAGUCGUCCGUUGCUAUUAAACCCGUCUGCGUUCCGUUUGCUCUUUCAUUCGACCGCUGUUUCACCUUCUCUUCGAGGGGAUAGCCUUGGAGACGUGGUAUAAGGGAGGCGUGCCUGCAUCGAGAUGCCGCACAGAGGGGAUUGAAAUAAAGAAAGAGAAGAAGGGAAGGAAGGAAGGAAGGAAUAGAUGAUUCUAGGAUUUCGAGCGGAUUAACGUGUUCCAUCCUUUGUCGGUUGUUUCGCGCAUCCUUCCUUCUUUCUUAAUUUCCGUCCCGGGUGUUUUACACGCGUUCUCGCGUUUCAUGCUCGUUGCUCUCUUUUACGACUUCUGAAAAUCGAUGUCGACACAAGGAAUUCGUGAAUUAUUUAAGAAUGCUCGUUGCCGCGCGGCCCCGUUGUUGGCCUAAUACGAAUGAGCCGGUAUCCUUGUCGACUCUGCAUUCUUCAUGAGAAUCGCAUUGCGCGCUCCGCCUAAAACGGACGUGAGAAACACUCCGCGUUCCCUCUUCCUUCCUAUUUCUUCCUCCUCCCCUUCUUCAUUCUCGCGGUAGUCAUGCCUUCGCUUUUGCGGCCGUCGAGUAAACGAGACGAACGUUCGUCGAUCCUUCUUGCGGCGAGACUUGCCGAUAAUGGAAAAAUAAUAUUGUUUGCUUGGAAAUCGCUUCCCUCGUUUCUCAGGGAUCGAGAACGUGCAGCGAAAUUGUACAUUUUUCCAGGGAAUCGUCCCGAUCCCGAUCGAUGGAAAUAAAUUUCUCGAAACGAAUCUCUUAAUAUCGACUUAAUAUCGUUUCUUCCGGAGAAAGAGAGAAAAUGACGGACAGCUCGCGUUUCGAUUCCCUUCGUCUUUCGAAAAUUCGUUCGUCCCCGAUGGUAUCGUAUCCGAUCUUAUCGUCGGAGGAGCGUAACCAUGCUAAAGCUUGCCCUGCCCGAGAGAAAGAAAGGCUGGGGGCCUAAUCGCGUUAGAUGGUCGGCUCGCCAUCUUGCUUUCUGCUCACGUAUCGCCGUAAAACAAAGGAACAUUGAGCGUGCGCGCGGCCAGAAUACAAUUCUUAAUAUUUAAUCCCUCAUUAUCGGGACUGGGUCCGAGCUUUUGAGACAAUUGGCAGUUUCGCUGCCCAAUAAGAAUUCUUGGACGCGCGCAAGCAGUGGUGCGACGUUCCGUUCCAAACAGAGGAUCACACGACAGUUGUUGGUCAGAGAACGAGUCGAAAUUGUUUAUGUUUAAGAUUAUCUGAUUUUCUACGUAUAAUUUAACGGUUGCAAGUUGGAACGAGAAGGAGGAAGAAGCGCGUUCGAUCGAGAAAUAGGAGAGAGACGAUGUCGAAAUCGAGCAGGAAAUUCCAAUAUCUCUGGAAACGAUUGACAGUUUCGGUGUUCAAUAACAGUUUCUCGAUGCCGAUGGAAGAGAUGGCGGGCCGACACGUGAGCCAAUCGCGUAUAGAUAAGCGAUCAUUUGUACGCGAAGAUCGACACGAGUAUUUCUUCCUCUCCAUUCUACCUUCUUCCUCGAUUACUGACGGAAAUAUUUUUACUUUUCCCUCCCCCCUCUCUCUCUCCUCCCCCUCCGCUUAAAUUAUUAUUAUAAUUUAAUUGCACGAACGUUUCGAUCUCAUCUGAAAUUACGAGGGAGAGAUGAUUCGAACGAUAAGUCAUUACUACGUCCAAUCUUAAUUCAAAUCAAAUUUUCUACGUAUCUAUCUUAAACAUCUGGACGGAUAGAGUAGUUGAAAAAUCAUCAUGCUCGAUGGCGGAAAGCGGGAGGCUCGUUGUGUGCGUAACGCAACACCCAUCAUGCUACGCCACUGUCCCUGACCCGAGAGACCCGCGAUAAUGAAAUUAGAGUUCUCUCGUUGACUGGGGCGAGGUUGAACGUGGAACGCAUACCCGUUGAAAUAUCACUGCUUUUGCAAAAGGUGGAACAACUGUAGAGAAAAGGACCGAGCAGACGAGUAGAGAGAGAGAGAGAGGGAUGGAAGUGAUCGAGUACCGGACAUUGUGCGGUAUAAUGAAAACAUGGCCGCCACCUGGAAAUCCUCGAUGGCACUGCUUUGAAGAGAGGUCGGGAAGUACUUGUAAAACGCUGCUCUCGAAAGGAAAAAAGGGGAACGAAUUUCCGCGAUACGAAUAAUCGAUUUGCAAUCGCUAAUAUUUUGCAAUUUUAACGAUUCGAGUCGUAUUUGUGUAAUUUUUCGCGACCGAUUUUUCUUUACGCGCGCACGUUUCAAAUUUAUUUUUGCGAUUCACUAUUAAAGGGAAAAUAUUUUGGAGAAUGUAAUAUUGCGGAUAUACAAAGGACUGGGGUGGAUUCGGGCAUUAAAUAUACAAUAUCGUUUCCAUCCCUGGCAAUAAAAGAGGCGAUUUUUUAAAGACGAAAUCACAUCCCCGCACUUGUUGUUCAUCGAUUAUUUAAUCGACCGUAGCCAUUUUUACGUCCACUAAAAACCGCUCGUCCCUCUUUCCGCAGUCGUGAGUCCCUGGACGAUCGCUGUCCCACGAGCGUGGAUCCAAAUAAGGAGGCAAUAAUUUUAUUUUUCAAUCCGUGCACGACUCGAGGAAACGAGAAAUAUUUCCCGAAAAGGGAAACAUUAUCGAAUCGAUGAAAAUGAACUACGCGACUUAAUAAUUUUCGUAAACGAGAUGUCGAAACAUCGUUAAUUCGAUAUUCUCCGACGUUAUGCGUCGAUAUUCGCGAAUGGGAUGUUACAACAAUAACACGGCGGCGUAUAACGGCAAUUUCCGUGAGCUAAAGUCGAACCGGUCGUUAAUCCGAUUUCCUAUAAAACAGAAGUGCGCCGGCACGUCCUCGAGCGAAUUUCAUGGAGCUCGAAAUUAAAUAGAAUUUAAUCUCGGGACUGUGGCCUGUAUUCAAGCAGAAGUCUGGUUUACGUCACCCGUAACCACUUAGCGUAUUGGAGUUUGAUUUAUUUUCCGUGGCAAACUGCCGCCAGGGGAGGGGUGGUGGCCACCCCACCGAAUGGGCUCUAUUGUAUUUCUAUUAAGUCUUGGGCUCGUUCUUUCACCCUCCCCUUUCCUUCCCUCUCUUGCAUCCCGUUUGCUCAUCGUCGCAAUAUACAUUUUUUCGAUAUUCUCCGGCGCAGCCAUCGAGACUCCACUUUCCUCCAAACCAUUUUCUUUUCUUUCUUUCGGUGAGAUUCGCCAAAAGAAAUCAUCUUUUUUAAACAAUCUUGGAAAAACGGAUACCGAGAUUUAUCGUUUAGGGAAUUGUUUAGUCCAAAGUUUUAAUUAAUCAGAAUACAAUUUGACGAACGGGCAACCGAAUAAGAUUUUCUGCCGGUGAUUUAGGAGAACGGAGGGAGAAAGGGUGCCGUGUUAUAAAUCCACCAUAACGGAUUAAUUCCAUCGUAUCUUGGGAACACCAACCGUAUUUAUACUAAUACACCAGAGAUACGCGAAAUUUAUUUCAAAUAUAUAUAUCCGUCCAUCGAUUUAUUAUUACGAUUUAAAAAAUUGUGAACGAUCCUCGUUCGAUCAUUUCCUUUGCACUCGUUGCAGCGGCCUUUAUUUAAAAAAAGAAGAAGAAGAAGAAGAAAUAACGUAGGUUUCUCGUAGGUAGAUAGAAAUUUUUAAUUAAAAACGGAGGGGGGAAUUAAAUUCGAUCGAGAAACGAUGCAAUUAUUUCGCUCGAAUAAACGAGCAUGGUAUAAUGAUUAAGACGGAGGGGAACAAGUCGUUCUUACACGGACAGGUUGCCGGCGGGAAUUAAGCAUUCUUUUAUCUUCUCACAGCGUGUUUUACGCGUCUCAGCUUGAACUUGCUUUUAAUCAAUCAAAAAAAUCAUGAGGAUAUAAAUCAAAAAGCGACGCGCCAGUUUAAAAACGUUUCUCUUUAUCGCUGCAUCAUCGAUCUCGAGUUUACGCGGAAAAUUUCUUGUAGAAAAAAAAAAAAAACGAAACUUUUCUCCGCAUUUUGCAUUUCACUUUUUUCCCCUUUCUAAUUCAAUUCCAAUUCGAACGAGCCUCGCUAUCGAGAAUCUUAUCUUAUCAUUCCUUAUUCCGCACGAAUACAAUAUGAAAUUUGCGCAAUGCGCGAGAAAAAGAAAAACGCACGCUUUGUUCCCUCGCAUCCCGCGAUAGCCGCGAUAUUUUUUCAUUUAAUUAUCUUGGCGCUAAUUACCGUAAAUUACACAUACGGUGGCGUGCACCGAGACCCGCUAAUGCGAUAAUUAUUACACCGACUGCUAAUAUCGUUUCGCACUGAUAGCCGGCCGAUUGCGAUUUUUCUCUCCUUCUCUUCUUCCUUCUCCUUUUUCCCCUUCACCCGGCUAAUUUACCGGGCAAAGGAUUAUUUUUAAUUCUUAAUGAAUCAGCUUUCGGCUCACGAAACAUUCGUAACCGAGAAUUUUCUCUCCGCCAAUUCUUUUGUAUCCGCUCGCGAACAAUACAAUUUCGUCCCUGCGAAUUCGAGGCAAUGAUUAAAUCAACGAUUUAUUUCCACGAGAGAGAGAAACUUUCCAACCGCUUCAAUAGCCCUUCUUCCAAAUUUUCCUCUCGUAUUUACGACGGAUUGAAAUUCUAAUACAACCUGGACACACCUGUCCCUGUGCCACGUACUCUCCCAUUUCCGAUAUUUGCACGAAAAUUCACUCGUUCUCGAACGAAGGCCUGCGAUUGAAAAGCACCUCCUCCCCCGUCGGAUAAAGAAAUCGACGCGGGGCAUGCGAGGAAGCACACAUCGCGGACGAUAACAAGGGCGGUUUGGGGGAGGGAUGCGGUCGGUGAUAAACUCCUCGGUAGACGGAAUACGGAUCGAAAGUCUGCCAGGCUAACCGAGUUAUCCCUCCGCAGCUUCGCUCUUGCCCCCACUUUCCCUCCAUUUGGAAAAUCCCUUGGCGCUAAAUAAAUGUUUCACCCUGGCCGGCCUGGCCUACGUAUAUUUGUAUGCGGUGUUGCGCCACCGUAUCUUGCACCUGUAUAUAUAUAUAUAUGUACUUUUGCAGCUUGCCAGUUUUCGAGUAGAACAAUGUCGGAAUAUAGGUGUUCGCAAGAAGUAGGGGUUAUCGGUUUCCGAGGGGUUGCGCUCGGAAGGUGGAUUAUCUCGUCCGCAACGAAGAUUAAUCCGUUAAGGUAUUCCGUAUAUCGGUUGGGUAAGGUAAGGAAUUGAUGGAAGAGAUAUGAAACGAGCGAUCGAAUCGGGAGAACGGUACUCAAUGAUCGUCGAUGGAUAAAGAUGGCCGAGAUUAUAUAGAAUUUUACUUUCUAGAUUGGAUGGUAGAAAAAUAUUCGUUUAUAAAGGAAUUCGUUCGUAAUUUCUCCUGGUAUACGUGAACUGUAACCACUAAUUUAUAAGUUCGAUAUAAUGUAACAAAGUAUGCUCCAAUUUGCAAUCGAUACACGUAAGCUAAAGACGAGAGAGAUCGUAUCGGUUGUGGAAAUUCGUCUCUCGGAAAAGGAGAGAAAGAGAGAGAGGUAAUAUGACGGUUGAUCGGUAACCGCAACCGCGAUAUCUCUACACGAGACCUCCCGUCUCUCCUCGACGUAAAAGUUUUUCUUUCAAUGUUUCACGAACAUAUUCGCAGCCUCGCCGUCACAAACUCGAAGGACCUUAUAGGAUUCCCCUCAGGGCGAUCCUCCGUGGAAGGAGGAAGUUUAAAGUUCCGGAAAUCUGGAUCGGAAGUCCGCGGGGAGAAAAGAAAACUUCCUCCUCCAUUCGUCGUACAGUCUGCGCAGGAUAAUUCAGAGAUACGUCGAUUUUCCAUUCCGCAGCGGCGUACGCGGGGCCCCCUGUUAUCGAAUGAAUCUUUCAAGGGAUAUAAAAACAACGGGCGAAACAGCAGCUUCUCCUCCUACCCCGGCGUUAAAAUUAACUUUCUUCCAACACGUCGCCCGAUAAGAUCGAAGUCGUGUCCGAAGUCGAUUCAUCGCGUCGAUGGAGGAGACGAUUGUACGUCGGAUCGGCUCGAUUCGAGAUUAUCGAUCGUGCCAUUUAUCGUCUCCUUCCUUUUCAUCGCGGUCAGACCGACCAAGCUUUCGACAUUGGUCGAAGGAAAGAAGGAAGGAAAUUUCUCCUCUGACUGGUGCGCGUCCGUUGUUGAGCGCAACGAUUCCUUAAAGCGGUAUAAAAUUCCACGUAAUGGCGCGAUACGAGCGCCGCGUUCUUUUCACCACGUGGCACCGCUUUCCACAAAGCGCGCUAGAUUCCAGCAACGAUUUUAAAACGAUCGCGGAUUGCGAAAAUUGUCCGAGCCGAAUUACUUCGUACUUUGCUAAAUUGCUUAUUGCCUAAGAGAACGAUUUCUCGAAGGGUCCCUAUCGCGAUUAUUGCCGGUUGUUAUUGCGGAGCCCACUUGGAAAAAUAAUAACCCGUAAAUCAAAAGUGCCUGUUAAAACUGAAAAUUCUGCAUCGUCAAGCGCCCGCAAUUACGCAACCCAUCUCCCCCUCCCCUCUCCUUUUAAACGCCGAUAAAAAACGUAAUUUAACUCAGCGUAACGUAGUGGACGAUUAAAUGGAGAUUUUUCUUUGCUCCGUAAUUUUUCCAUCGUGGCACAAACAACAAUUUCUCGGAACAGCGCUAAAAAUCCUUCGAAUGCCGUUCUUGCCGAUAUCAUUAUCAUCCUUCUUAUUUCUAUUCGCACACGAUUGCCUUCGACCCCACCACGAAAUUAAUCACCCCCACCUCCUCCCGAGAUCAUCGGUCGCACCAGAUUCCACUUUGUCCCCGCUGCAACCUGUAACCGAGACCCGUGGCAACCGGGUUCCGAAAGAAGAAGAGCGGUCGACCGGUAACGAGCGUGCGCAGCAACCCCUACGCGCGCAUCCCCCGAUCUCGCAGCAGACCGAUCGUUCCGACCGCGCGCCCCCUCGUCCAGGCGGCUGCUCGCCCGACCAAGCCUUUUUGCCUUCGAGAACAAAGCUCUCCCCGAUUCGUUUCCACCAGGCCUCCCCUCGAUUCUCUGGAGAUCGACGGGCCGGGAAUCAUAACAUUUUCGCGUACAGUCUGCUGCUAGGUGUCACGUCGGUUCUCACAUGGGUGUAACGAAAUCGAUGUCUCUGUUUCGUAUCACGUUCCAGGGAGGGGGUUGCUCGAUCGCACCCUCGCGCGACACGAGCCGUCCUUGGAGGGAAGGAGAGAGGCUUUUGAUUAACGUUCGAAGCGAACGUACACGCGUUUAGCGAGACAUCGAAAUUUUAAUCGCGAUACCUUACCUUUUUCGAUCGCUGAGAAGGUACAGAUUCCUCGAUGCACCGCUCGUUCCGACCCUUGCGUCGGUUCCCAUUGAUGGGAGCGGAUGGGCGCCACCCUCCUUCGAUCCAAUCAAUUAUUUACCACUCGCCAGUGUUUCGUUACGGGAUAAAUAUUCGAGGUUGAACGGAGCGGGGAGAGGUGCACGAUUACGCGUAACGCGUAACGAGUGUCUCCGGGGCUCGAGGGACCGAUACAGGGGGAAUUGGAAAGAUUUUCUUCCAAUCAACUUUUUCUCUCCUUCCCAACUUGCAAUGGGAUAUCGUCGAAUUUCCAAACGAUCGGGGCAAAAAUUUUUACCUCUCUACUUGUUCGGGGGACGGAAAGAAAGAGGACUUAGCAUCGACUUCUUCUUCUAAGAAAUAGCCACGAGUUGAAUUUCGAAAUUUUCGAUCCGCCGUGAAAAUUCAGAUUUUCCAAUUUCUCUGCCUUCUCUGACUUUGUUAGAUAGAGAAAAAGAGGAUUAUUUCGCCCGAACGCGGAGGAAACUGUAUCGCCGCGGUGAAUUUUAAAUUUCAGAACGAUUUCCUCGUCAUCCAACCUAUUCGAGGAGAGAACAGGCCGAAUCACUCCCGCGGAGCUUAAAAAACACUGGACACCUUUUGAAUAAUAAAGAAGAACCCUUUCGAGGGGAGGGGAGGGGGGUGCACGCGUGCACCUCCAGUUUUCCGCGUCUUUCAUCCUGCAACAGGGUCGAAACCCCCCUGGCCAACCUUUUCCGCCGCGCUCCUCCCUCUGUCGCGGGAUUUGUAAGCGUUUCUAAAAGGGUUGGGAUGAAUUAUUCGGGCGCCGGUGAAAACGCCUAAGUGACACGCGGACGUCUGACAUCCGAAUUGAUCCUCGAUCGGGACGGGAUCGAGGCGAAAGGAGGAGGGGGAGGUGUAGGCGCGAGUAAAACCCAGCCUUCCUCGCGCAAUUCGCCCAACGGAAUCCCAUUAAUCCGUGAAACGCAACGGAUCAAAUCGACUCGUUUGUCUAUCAUUUUCUACCCUCUCUCGACACGUCCCGACCCUGAUCCGAAACAUUCGAGCAAGCUUAAUUAUCGAGUCGCCAAUUUCAACCGCAUGCUCUUUUCUUCCGCGUCUUUCUCUCGAUCGAGAAUCGUUCAAGUAAUUUUUACGAGCUAAACUUAGCAUUUUAGGCAAUUAUAUAUAUAGGCAAGGGAUAUCCACGUUUUCUUCCUUCCUUUCUUUUAAUAUAUUCUUCUUUUAAUAUUUUUUAUUUUAUUUUGGAAUUUAGUAGGUUAAUUUCUCAAAUUCAUCGUCUACGUCAGUAAAAUUAAAUUGCUCUCCUCGACAACGUUGAGUCGAUCGGGGAACUUGUAAUCGCGUUUCUUUUUUUUCACCUUACUUUGAAACGUUCGGUAGGCUGCGGUUGAAUUCUGGAACGUUUCUCAACGCUCGCGUCAUAUCCCAUUUCUCGGAGGAUAAAGUGGCUAAUCGAUUCUUAGUAUCGACGAACCUUGAUAUCGAUCAUUUGCUCCCCCGUUUACUCGUCCGUUUCAUUUUUCACCCGUCGGAAACGGAAUAAAACGUCGUUUUGAAUAAACAGCCAAUGCUACUUUCACCGAGGAGGGAAAACCGGGAGUAAUUAUUUAAAAUCCAUUUCGAAAUAAUUGAUCGUGCCGUGUUCGAGUACAAUUUCCGAUUAAAAUUUGUAUCGACCGAUAAUUACUGCCAAUUGGAUAGAUAACGCUUUGAAAAUUUUUCGAUAAAAAACCCAUCCGGAAGAAUUUCGACUCGUUUCGAAUCCACCCAUCUCCGCGCGCAAGAUAUUUCAUGAGAACGGGAUCGAAUAAGCGGCGAGAAAAUAUAAAUAUAAAUUUGAAGGGGGGGAUAUGCGCGCGCAAUAAUGGCCAGCUAUUAGAAAACGAGAGGCGAUGCAAAAGGUGAGAAGGUAAGGUUUAAGUCGAUGUUUCGCCACUACGUGUGCGGCAAAUUAUUUCGUUGCCAUUAUCGUUGCCGCAACGCGUUCGUUGCGCAAUGCCACUGCUGGACACGGAUCGCUCUCAAAUGAAUUGCCGAUCGAAAUACUUCUCGCGCAACCAACGUUUCUACGCAAUUGCAACGAGUUGUCGUAACGUUGCGAGGUUUGAACGAUACUUUAUCUAAAUUAUUAUUAUUUCAAUCGUAAAAGGAGAAAAGAGGAGUAUUCUUCGAGGAAUUUCCAACUCUUUCGAGAGAUCGUAGAAAUUAGAUUUUCGCAAAGGGAUGAAACGUGGCGCGAAUAAAUUUUCUUCUUUUUCUUUACGAAUUUAAGGAGCAUUCAUUUUCGUUUGACAGUCGUGUCGCUCUUAAUUUUCCUCUUAUUAUAUAUCGGGGACACGAUCGGAUAGGAUUUAACGAGCAACGCUCCAAGAAGCGAUAAAAUCGGUCGAUGAGAGGAGGAAAAUGGCGGACGGUCACCAUUUUAAAUUGGCUCGUACAUAAGGAGGUGGAGAGGAGACACUUUCGUCACGUCGAAACUAUCGAUCAAUAGCGAACGCUUCCUUUGUCGCUCGCAACGUCAUCGUUUUUACGAUUCUCUCGAGAGCAAAUGGAGAUUAGAGAUCGAAAGGGCGAUCGAUUUCUUUUUCUUACGACGAGGAUGAACGAUGGACAAGACGUCCACGUUCAAACGCGUGCAAACGGUUCAUUACCCAGGACAAUGCACGGAGAAGAAAAGGAAGAAGAAGAAGAAGAAGAAGAAGACACGCGAAAGUGCAUUCGUUUCGAGUCUUACUCUCGCAACACGGCAUCGGUUUCUCGUUUGGUGUUGGAAGGUCGAAGGGGGGACGAAUUGGCGUGGCUGGCUGGCCUUUUGCUUCGAGCUGCAUUCUGCGGACUGCGCAUACCUAGCCGCACAACACGGGGCAAAACUCCAUUGCAACAUCGCGAUAAAAGCCGAGGAGAGGCGCGAGGAGGUGGAGGGAGGGAUGGAAGGGCGCGAGGAGAGCGAAGACGAGAGAGAAGGGAGCCCGUUCGGAAGAACGGUGGAGGAAAGGAGAAGAAAAAAGCGCGGAGCAGGAGGGAGGGAGGGGGAAAUGUGGAGGGGGCCAAAAGGAUAUUCGUCGUAAUUAAGUCCCUCCGCUUCUCGAACGCGGCACGUUUCUGCAGCGAGAGGACAACGAGCAGUGGAAGGAAAGGCGAGGAGGAAGAAGGACGAAUACGAAGACGAAGAAGAAGAAGAAGCAGAAGAAGAAGAAGAAGAAGAAAAAGACGAAGGAGGAGGAGGAGGAGGAAGAGGAACGUGCCCCGUUGUGCGGCUCGAGGAGGAAGCGAGGAAAUAGUAGGAGAGAAAAAAGGAGGCACGACGAUCGGGCAAUAAAUAAUAUAGGAGAAAAAGGCGAUCGCCUGCAACAUUCUGCUCAAAUGUUAAAUAGGUAUCAAUUUAACGGCGGCCAAUGGGCGAGCGGGUGGGCGGGGCCACGUUGGACGGGAUUGGAGCUUGGCGCGGUGGUGGGCGAUGCCGCGGGUCGGGACGGCGGAUCGCGGCUCGAGUCGCCGCACAACCGCAGGGUAGGGAUGAAGCAUCUGGUCUCUCCGGUUCCCUCGCGACGUCCCGUCUCUCUCGUCGCGGCCGACCUGGAUUCACGUCCCGACUCACCACGGAUCCGGAGUUCCCCGUGCGCGGAAAACACAGCCCUUUCGAUCACCACGUGAGCACCUCCUCCGCUCUUUCCUCUUCCGUCCGACUCCGUGUCUCGCCGACUCUUCCCCCCUUUUUUUUCUUCCCUUCCUCCCCCUCCCUCGCGUAAAUCUGGCGAUCGAUCGAUCCCUUCUUUCCCUUCUUUUUCCGCUCCUCGGAUCGCGCGACUCUCGAUGGACCAAGGGUAUCGAGAGGAUCGAGGAUCCGGGCUGAGAGCGCGCACGGUUCGACCGGCCUCGUGAUAUUUUGUUUUCCAUCGCUCACGACGACGAAACGGACGUUGCAUUUUCGAUCGUCCUGGAACGAAAAGUGAAACGAAAAGUAGUAGGGAAAAGUGGCAGUCCGAGCGAUCCGCGAUCGGUUGUGCAUCGGUUCGAGCUGUUUGUGGAUGGAAACAGUGGCCCGACGGAGUGACGUUUGAGAGCAGGAUAAUAGAGCAAUCGACGUGAUUCCGAGUAUUGAAAAGAAACCUACGACACCGGCGGACGGAAGAUGGCCGUCAGGCGAAUCGGAUCGCGCGAUAGAUCGAACGCCGGAUGAGCGUGCAUCGAAGCCGUCCUGUUCCAGCGUAUCGACGCGAAUCUCGAACGGCACGCAUCCGUAUACGCGAGAGCGAGCGAGUUGCGGGAGCUAGGCGGAUGAGCGCAGGAUGAGCAUCCGAAGGAAUUUCCGGUGAACGAAGGAACGAAGAGGACCGAGGCCGCCGCACGAUUCGACUGGACCGGGAUUGGAUCGAGGGAGAUGAUGUCGAUUCACGGCGACAGCGACGUGGACGCGACGGAAGAGAUAAACGUGGACGACUCCGACUCGGCGAGCUGCAGCCCCCGCAACUACGCCAACGACAGCCGCCGCCUGGACCACUCCGAGUGCUCCGAUUCCCCGCCCCCGAGCCAAACCACCUCGAGGACGUUGCAGAACGAGUCGCCCCGGAGCCACCCGUUCAGCAUAAGCCGGCUGCUGGGCGAGAGCCGGCCCCAGAACCCCAAGAGUCCCUCGUCCGAGGACCCGGACGCCGAGGACAAGGAGAGGAAAUGGUCGUGGGAGGAGGGGAACAACAACGGUGGCUCGUCCGCCGCGCUGGACGACGGCAGGAGGUCGUGGGGCCACGAGAUGGAGGAGAAACUGUCGGAGAAGGACGACGACGACACCGGAAGCACGGCCGAGACCCAGACCAACUCGCUGCACUGCGCGUCGGCCACCGAUCUGCUGGCGCCGUUCAGGCUUUUCCCAACCGGAUCGGGACUGAUAUACACGGGUGGUGGCGUGAUAAGGGUUCCUGCCCACCGCCCGCCCGGCGCUAAUGGAGCUGCGACCGGUGCCCUGCCGGCUCAAGCCUUGAUACCGCCCUGGAGUUUGCAAGCCCUUCAACACAGCCAACAACAGGCGGCGGCGGCCGGUCUUCACAGGGCGAGCUUGUUGGCCAACUUGGCCGCGCAUCCGCUCCAGGGACACCCGCACCUCAAGGACAGGCUGGCAGUAGCCGGAGCGUUUCCAAGGAGGAUCGGGCAUCCUUAUCAGAACAGGACGCCACCGAAGAGAAAGAAGCCGAGGACGAGCUUCACCAGGUUGCAGAUCGCCGAACUGGAGAAACGUUUUCACAAACAAAAGUAUCUGGCAUCGGCCGAACGGGCAGCGUUGGCUAAAACCUUGAAGAUGACCGACGCCCAAGUGAAAACGUGGUUUCAAAACAGACGAACAAAGUGGAGGAGGCAAACGGCGGAGGAGAGGGAGGCCGAGAGGCAGGCGGCGAAUCGGUUGAUGCUGUCUCUCCAAGCCGAGGCGCUCGGCAAGGUGGCGUACCCGACGACGGUGGCCAGCCAUCCAGCGGGAACCACGGUUCCCAGUCUAGACAGGCAGCAACCACCCACGGCCCUCGCCCAUCCCGUGGGUCAAUGGGCCUCACCGUACGGCCCGCCGCAACCUCUCGCCGAACCGAUUUGUUGAACAUCGACAACGAGACACCCAAUUGCCCGAAGUGGAAAUCUCUAUUAACUUUGUCCACAACAUGGAAUCGUUCGUCCUCGGAACACCCGUGUUUUGCGCUUAACGAAAGAGAAUCGAUGCCUAAUUAAUUUGGAGUCGAGAAUCGGGAUCUUUGUUUUUCGAUUUCUUUAUUUUUGCAAAACUUGCAGCGGAUCGAAGAAUAUCGAGAAGUGUUGAUUUAUUUAAUUUCGAAGGAGGAGGUAUCGUUCGAUUUUACGAAUAUUGGUUGGAUUAUUGCUUGCCUUUUCUCCUAUCUCUCGAGGUUCUUUUUUCUUCUUUAUCCGAAUAAUUAAAUAAUUUUUAUCGAUACAAUCGGUAAAAGAGCAAUUUCAGAGGGAAAAAGUAUUAAUAAUUUCCAUCAGUCUCGACCCGCGAACGCGUCGUGAUUUCCCCCUUUAUUGUUAUAAAUCUAUGACGCGUAACGUCGAAGGCAAAAAGAAGUUGUUUAGAAGAAUUUGCCAGGCAGCUAAUUGCCGAACCGUGAUUUGACGUGGCAGCUAUUGACAGCGAAAAAAUAAAGGACGGGACGGGAGAAGGGGAAACGAGGAGGGACGGAGGCGAGAGACGGAUUCGUCUUAAUUGCUCUAUUUCUAGGUAAUAUCAACGUCUUGCCGGCAUGACGGCCAAUUUUAUCGACAUAUUUAAUUUAACGAACCGGGAGAGGGAGCGAUAGAAAGCUAAAAAAGAAGAAACUUAAAUAAUUACGGAUCGCUCUCGUUCCUCCGCCGCCAUCCCCGUGAAAACUCGAACGCUCGAGGAAUUUACCCUCGUCAAAGCAGCAGACGCGAUACGCAGGGAAGAAAAUGGAGACACGAAGGGGGAGGGAGGAAGGAAAGGCGAAGACAGAAGAGUGAAAUCCGGACAGUUUGCGAAAUUCUUCGAUUUCAAAUUGACCCUUUCGACGACGGCUCACCCGACAAAUCUCUCCCCUUUCUCCAUCCAAAUUGAUUUCACAAAUUUCUCAUACCCGUUAUUCCCGAAAGGUAUCAACGAUUAUUCGAGAAAAGACAAGCGCCAAAAACUACGAAACCAAAUAAUUAAUGUUAACGUUUUCCUUUUUCUUCUCUCGAAAGAGAGACAGAAAUUUAUACAUAUAUAUAUAUAUAUAUUUUUUACAUUAAUUCGCGUAUUGUAUAAAAGAGAGAAGAAGAAAUAAAGAGGCUCGUCGUUUGAGAAAGAGAAAAAAGUUUGAGACAAGCGGUUACAUAACCGAAGAAUUUCGUCCCAACUUUCGUCGACAUUUCACCAUCGCAGCAGCAAUAAUUCAAAUAAUUGCAGAUACUGUUUCUCCAAAUUCGAAACAUCCUCCUCGGACCGCAACAUUUUCUCGUAUGGUGCGACUCAAUCGAUACGACAUAUCUGUGUAUAUAUUAGCGCGAUAGUUUGUAAUUAAAAGAUAUUACGUAUGUACGACGUUGAUCCGUUUAUUCUGCGAUCGACUUGGCGGCACCCACACGCACACACACACACACACACACACACGAAUCGGGUAGAAACGAUCUUACGAAGAUCGCGAGGAAGAGAAAAAAAAUAUGUUACUUUUGCGACGUCGAAUGUUAUUGAUCGAAAACUCGACGAUCAUUUUAAUCGACCCCGAAAUUUAAUCUCUUUAAAUUCUCUCGCGAUCUUGGUAGGUGAACGUUACACCUGUAACAAGCAUUUUGUACAUAUUAUUCUCUUAGGCGUCAGAAAGGAUCAUAAAGAGUAAUUAAACGGUAUGUUAACGCGGGAAGAAAAAGAAGAUAUCGAUAAGUUAUAAAUAUUAGUGUAGCUAAGUAUCGUGUAAGUCUGUCUUGAUUUAGCCACUUAUUUAAUUUAAGAGCAACCGUAGAGUUAUCGACCCUAGAAAGAACGAUGUGAUGUUAUGUAAGUACGUGUAACGUUGUAUAUAAUUGACAGAUGGAAAAAAAUAAUGCAUAUAGUAUAUAUAUAUAUAUAUAUAUACAUAAAAAUGAUUUAACCGGUACUUGUAUACGUUGAUUGUACGAAACUUCACCAACUCAUUAUAGGCGAACACACGAUAGGAUAUCGCGAGAUCUUUGGCUUAUUAAUAUUUAUUCGUUGAACGAAUGAUUUUUAUCGCGUUUGUCGAUAAUGAUAUUGUCGUAUGUAAUUUUCAUUCUAUUUCUUUCAAAUCGUCCAACGUUGAUAUCGGUAUCUAGCUCUUUCCAUGUAAAAUAAGAGAGGGAGAAAAAAGUAAGAAUUGGCGAAACAAUGACAAUUUCGAAGAAUCCUGGAAUAAUCGUUCUCUUUUCGCAAGAUAUCUUUCCUCGGUUUCCCAACAAAUUUUUUCGAUCCUGAUACAUUUUAUAAGGCACACUGUAUAUAUUUUUCCAAUUGUAUCGCACAGAAUAAAUUUAUAUAUGGCCCAACAUGAACGAAAAAGAUAAAA